AUUUCUUUCCGCAUGCGAGAGGCGUGAUUGAAGUGUCCAUGCCACAGAUUUCAACAUGCAGAUUUUUGUAAAAACACUUACUGGGAAAACCAUCACCCUAGAAGUUGAGACAUCGGAUACUAUCGAAAAUGUUAAAGCUAAAAUUCAAGAUAAAGAAGGCAUUCCACCAGAUCAGCAAAGAUUAAUUUUUGCUGGAAAGCAACUGGAAGAUGGUAGAACUCUAUCAGAUUAUAACAUUCAGAAAGAGUCUACCUUGCAUUUAGUUCUACGUUUGCGUGGUGGAGCCAAAAAACGCAAGAAGAAGAAUUAUUCGACCCCUAAGAAAAUUAAACACAAAAAGAAGAAGGUCAAACUAGCUGUACUCAAAUUUUACAAGGUGGAUGAAAAUGGAAAAAUUCAUCGACUAAGAAGGGAGUGCCCCAUGGAACAAUGCGGUGCUGGAGUUUUUAUGGCAGCAAUGGAAGAUCGUCAUUACUGUGGCAAAUGCGGUUAUACGCUUGUAUUUAAUAAACCGGAAGACAAAUAAGUUGAAAAUAUGUACCUUCGCAUUGAUUAAAAAAAUGUCAUAAAUACAAA
This is a messenger RNA of Colletes gigas, 576 nucleotides long. RefSeq names its product ubiquitin-40S ribosomal protein S27a (gene RpS27A). Gene Ontology annotation, biological process: protein ubiquitination; translation; modification-dependent protein catabolic process. Gene Ontology annotation, cellular component: nucleus; ribosome; cytoplasm. The record is from RefSeq and is a predicted model, not a curated record. The transcript is spliced from 4 exons. Gene Ontology annotation, molecular function: structural constituent of ribosome; ubiquitin protein ligase binding; protein tag activity. Lineage: Eukaryota; Metazoa; Arthropoda; Insecta; Hymenoptera; Colletidae. Bases 56 to 526 code for a protein of 156 amino acids.